UAAUUGGGUUGGUUCAUGGCUUUUAAUUUCGACUGGAGCCGGAGCCGAAGCCGGAGCCGCUGUUCCCAAACGUCUCGGCUCCACCGCCCAGCUCCGCAGAAGCCACGCGGAAGCCGGAGCCCAUUUGUGCCCCAGCUUCUCCUGCUCCAGGAGCCCAAUUCGGCUCAGCUCCACCACCGCUCCUCCCGACCUAGCGCCGCCGCCGCCGCCGCCGCCCUGCACCGUCUCCCCGCCGGCCGCCUCCACCCGCACCGCGCGGUGCCCCCCUCAUCACCAAGAACGGAAGUGCAGAUGACAGAAGCUGCUGAGUGGAAUGAUGAGAACACUAAAAUUAUCUGUGAACUUUAUGCUGAACAAGUUCGGGCUGGAAAUCGACCAAGUACUCAUCUCAACAGCAUUGGAUACAGCCAAGUUGCAUUGAAGUUUCAGCAGAGAACUCAUUUGCUUUACACCAAGAGACAACUUAAAAACAAAUGGGAUAAACUUAGGAAUGAGUACACCAUCUGGAAGAAAUUGCUUAUAAGAGGGUCAGGUUUAGGUUGGGACAGUACAAAAGGAACAAUUGCAGCUGACGAAAACUGGUGGAACAAGACAAAUACAGAGUUGCCAGGUGCAAAAAAAUUCCGCAAAGCUGGAAUGAAAAAUCUGGAUCAUUUGAGAGUGAUGUUUGAUGAUAUUGCCAGUAACGGUGUGGAUCAUACACCGGUGCCAGCAACAAGUUCGCCAUCUACUCUGGAAAGUCCUGUAAAUGUUGCUAAUCUUGACGGACUAGACAAUGACAUGGAAGAUAAUGAUGACACUCAGCUGGAAGAGGAGUCUCCCUUGAAUCGGAACAAGAAAAGACCUCGCCAUGCUAAUAAUGCUAACAAGAACAAGAGUAGUAGGACUGAAAUUGCUUUGCUCAUGCAAGCUCAAUUGAAGGGUAUGGCAGAUUUGGCCGAGAAAGCACAGGCCACUUUUGAGAAUUUCACCUCCCUUGUUGGCUCUCUAGGAUCCAGCAUUCAGUAUGUUAUGACAUUGGUUCAAGAAUGUGGAGCACGGAGUGGAAGCGACGAGCAUUUCAUUGCAACUGAGUUGUUUGUCAGUAGAGAACAAAGAGAAAUGUUCUUGACUCUGAGUACCGCUGAGGAGCGUCUAGAAUGGCUUAGAAGAAAGUAUAAAGCUAAGUAUGGUGCUUAAGAAAUAUGAUCGCGGAGCUUCCUGACAUCGUUUCACUUGGCUCUUGUUGCCUUAGGUAUUCAAGACUAUUUUUCUUUUCUUUUGUAUCGGAUGCUAGCAUGUAUUAGAUCCUGACAAGUGUGAUCGUCAACCUGUGGGUGUAAAGGCUGAUCUAUGAAUGUACAAUCAUCGUUUAGCAUUAGCUGUUUAUUUCUUGCUCAUUUUGAAUUUAAUGCUGUCAAAUGUGAGAUCAUAUAUGCUUCUGACGAAGGGAUUCCUAACCAGUUUGAGACUGUAA
Molecule: messenger RNA, 1456 nt
Organism: Oryza sativa Japonica Group (Japanese rice)
Lineage: Eukaryota; Viridiplantae; Streptophyta; Magnoliopsida; Poales; Poaceae
Product: L10-interacting MYB domain-containing protein
Source: RefSeq, a predicted model, not a curated record